Messenger RNA from Thermothielavioides terrestris NRRL 8126, 1639 nucleotides. RefSeq lists its product as uncharacterized. The transcript has a single exon. The record is from RefSeq and is a predicted model, not a curated record. Gene Ontology annotation, molecular function: protein-lysine N-methyltransferase activity. Gene Ontology annotation, biological process: peptidyl-lysine monomethylation. Gene Ontology annotation, cellular component: nucleus. Lineage: Eukaryota; Fungi; Ascomycota; Sordariomycetes; Sordariales; Chaetomiaceae. Bases 109 to 1554 code for a protein of 481 amino acids.
UUGUACGGAUUACAGUACAGUACAUCGCCCCUCCAGUUGCACUGAAUGGUUGCAGUGACAUUUUCUGCUCCGACCCCGGGCCUCGACCUCCGGACGGCACCGGCCGCCAUGAAGCCUUCCGAGAGCAGCCGCUUCGCGGCGCUGCUCGCGUGGUCGGAGCAACACGGAGCACAGCUGCAUCCGGCUUUGGAGGUCUACCAUGACGACGUAACUAAAUUUUCACUCCGCGUCCGGCCGUCGCUCGAAAAUGGCCUCGAGCCGGGCUUCCGGGCUGUUGCGUGCCCCCUGUCUACCACGCUGUCGUAUCUCAAUGCCCUGGUCGACGGCCCCGUCCGUCUCGCCUCCAGCCCUUCGGGACGUACCCCGGGAACACCGGCCUUUCCUGCCCAAUUCAUGGAGUCGCUACCGCCUCACGUCAUCGGCCGUUUCUUCCUGAUCAAAGAGUACCUCAAGGGCAGGGACUCGUUCUGGGCGCCCUACAUCGCGACCCUGCCGCAGCCCGAGCAUGUCAGCGCCUGGGCCUUGCCGGCAUUCUGGCCGGAAGAGGACAUUGCCUACCUGGCUGGCACCAACGCCCACGUCGCCAUCGCCGAGAUCCAGGCCAACGUCAAGUCGGAGUUCAAGCAGGCGCGGAAGGCCCUCAAGGCGGCCGGCUUCCCGGCCUGGCAGGACUACACGCAGAUGCUGUACAAGUGGGCCUUCUGCAUCUUCACCAGCCGCAGCUUCCGCCCGUCCCUGGUCCUCUCCGAGCCGGCCAAGCAGCAGAUGGCCGAGCUCCUGCCGCCGGGCUGCCAGCUCGACGACUUCUCCAUCUUGCAGCCCCUGUUCGACAUCGCCAACCACUCCAUGACCGCCCGCUACGCCUGGGACGUCGCCUCGGACCCGGCCAGCUGCCAGCUCGUCUGCCACGACGCCUACCAGCCCGGCGAGCAGGUCUACAACAACUACGGCCUCAAGACCAACAGCGAGCUGCUCCUCGCCUACGGCUUCAUCCUCCCGCCCACCCCGGCCCUGCACAACGACUACGUCCACCUGCGCAAGCGCGACCAGCCGGAGGAGGACGGCGACCCCUCCACGCCCGGCGACUUCCUCAUCUCCCUCCGCCCCGUCACGGACCCCAGCUCGCUGGCCGUCCACCCGCGCCUCGCCUCGCACAGCGCCGCCGCCCGGGCGCCAGCCAAAGCCACCACCGCGAUCUCCGCGCUGCCGCCCUUCGCGCACUGCGAGCCCGCGCUGGUCGACGACCUCGCCGCCGCGCUGGCCGCUGCGUCGGGGGAGAAUCUGGCGCUGGAGCGGGAGGCGGCAGAAGAGGGACUGGUUGCGCGCGUGAAGGAGAUGCUGGCGGGCAAGCUGUGGUUUGACUAUCACCGGCUGAAGGCGGUGGAGGAGGGCGGGGAUGGCGGUGAGUAUGGGGAUGGGGAUGGGGAUGGGGAUGGGGAAGCGCUGCCGCCGCCGGGGAAUCGGAAUCAGCGCCUGGCGGUCGAGUACCGGCAGCGGUGUAAGAGCGUGUUGCAUGCCGCGCUGGAGGCAUUGAUGGGGGAGGGUGAGAGAUAGGGAGGUCAGUGGGCCGGGCCAGCGCGUAUGCUUGGGAUGCAGACAGCAGAAGCUGGGCUGGGUUUUUGGGGUUGCAAACCCACUU